This is a messenger RNA of Electrophorus electricus (electric eel), 4418 nucleotides long. RefSeq names its product ceramide synthase 2b (gene cers2b). Gene Ontology annotation, biological process: ceramide biosynthetic process. The record is from RefSeq and is a predicted model, not a curated record. NCBI's taxonomy places the organism in Eukaryota, Metazoa, Chordata, Actinopteri, Gymnotiformes, Gymnotidae. Gene Ontology annotation, molecular function: DNA binding; sphingosine N-acyltransferase activity. Gene Ontology annotation, cellular component: membrane.
UCCGCGCGCGCUAAAACGAGCUAACGUCCACGGGCAGAGACAAGCGUUCGGACUGGAUAAGACCGGAGAGCCACCGAGAGUCAGAAAACAAACUCCAGCGCCGGUUAUCCGUGGACCGGGAACUACGGUAUCAACCCCGAUAGGAUAACGGAUCUUACCGUGUUCCGCCUGGAAAAAAAACAAACAAACAACUUUUUUUUCUUGGGAAUCAGAGAUGUGGGUAGGCGGAGGGAGCAGUCAGGCUGGACCUUAGGUUUAUUUUACGGACCACCGCCACGCAACGUGGGGACCCUGCUGAACAACCGCUUUCUUGAAACGGAUUCACUUUUGGACGCUUCGGUGGACUGGAGACAACUUCUCACCGAGACUCGGAACCGAAUAUGUUGAAGUGGCUGAGUGACCGCUUUUGGCAGGAGCGUCUCUGGUUUCCAGAGGGUUUAGGGUGGGCGGACCUGGAGGACCGGGAUGGGCGGGUCUACGCCAAGGCACGGGAUUUGUGGGUGGCGCUACCGUUCGCACUCUUCUUCCUUGUGGUUCGUCAGAUCUUCGAGAGGUCUGUUGCUCGGUAUUUGGCCUCGUUACUUGGAAUAAAUGAAACCAUGCGAAGAAAAGCGGCACACAACCCAACACUGGAGUCAUACUACUGCAACACAAGCAAAUACCCAACACAGAGCUCUGUAGAGCAGCUCUGUAAACAGACUGGCUGGUCAGAGAAGCAGCUUCAGGGCUGGUUCAGACGGAGGAGAAACCUAGACAGACCCAACCUCAUGAAGAAAUUCUGCGAGGCCAGUUGGAGAUUUGUGUUCUAUCUCUUUGCAUUUGUUUAUGGUCUGGCUGCUCUUAUAGAUAAGCCCUGGCUAUAUGACUUGGAGGAGAUGUGGAAGGGUUUCCCUGUUCUGACACUACUACCCUCGCAGUACUGGUACUACAUGUUGGAGUUAGGUUUCUACGCCUCUCUUCUGUUCAGUGUGGCCUCAGAUGUCAAACGUAAAGACUUUAAGGAACAGAUCAUCCACCACGUAGCCACCAUCAUGUUGAUAAGUUUCUCCUGGUGUAUGAACUACAUCCGUGCAGGCACUCUCAUCAUGUUUCUGCACGAUUCUUCUGAUUACUUUCUGGAGUCAGCUAAGAUGUUUAACUACGCAGGGUGGAGGAAGAUGUGUAACUGCAUCUUCAUCGUGUUUGCUGGAUUCUUCAUCAUCACUCGGCUCGUUAUCUUCCCCUUCCGGAUCCUGUACUGUACGUGGGUGUACCCUGUGACCAUCUACCCACCCUUCUUCGGGUAUUACUUCUUUAAUGGGCUGUUGCUAUUGCUGCAGUGUCUGCACAUAUUCUGGGCCGCCCUCAUCGUCCGUAUGGCGCUGCGCUUCCUCCCUAGAAACGAGAUAGUGGAGGAUGAGAGGAGUGACCGAGAGGAAACAGACAGCUCAGAUGAGGAAGAGGAGGAGCAAAACGAAGUGACGAAGAGGAGCAAGCCAAUUCAGAAUGGCUAUGUCAGACAUAACAACAACCACCACAAGGCCGAAUAAUAUCAGAGUAAUAGUCAGUCACACUUGAAAAGAGAAAGAAAUCUGAAAUUCAUGACGCCGGUCCUCACGAGAGAGAAACCUUCCAAAUGCUUAGAAACUACUCUCUCUCUCUCUCUUCACACUUCCGAAUGAACAGUCAAACAUCUUUUCAGCACACACACAAAUACAAAGCCGGUGCACGUACACUACAUUACCAGUGCAAAUAUAUCCAACACACACAAAAUAACACUGAUAAUAUUGAUGGAGUUUCCCAUGAUUAGAUAUGCAGUGCCAGCCCCCUCUGAGAGAUGGGUGGUGAUUGUGUGGUGGAGGGGUGAUGAUUGUGUGGUGGAGGGGUGAUGAGGGUGAUACAGGGCUGGUAAGGCGGUCUUGCUGCUGUCUUCUACACAGGUGCCUUAUAAUUCUCUUAUCUUAGUCCUCUCCUGUGUUUUAUUUUAUUUUUUAAGUGUCUGGUCAUAUUUAAUUUUUUUAUAAGUUUCUUUUUUUCUGCUUCUAAUAUCUACAAUACCUACUCACUGUGUAUAUGCCAGUACACCUGCAGGCAAAGACGGGUGCUCCAAAUGAAACCCAAUAUGGAAGGCUAAGUGUUUUAAAUGGUUUUGGAACAAGAAAACUGCAGAUUUAUCUGCUUCGGUAUGGCUGAUGAAGCAGUAGCAGUGCCUAAUUACAGUCUUGUCUGUUUAUUUGUCAGCCUUGCUGAGACCUUCGGAUAUAUGCGCGUUAUAUCAUUUCCCAUGUCAUCGUUCCAGAGCAGACGACAGGGGCCCCCUGGGUGGACCCGUUUGCCAGGCUUCUCGGCGUGGGUUCACUCUGGCCUGCCGAAUGCAGUCUUGGCCAUAUGACCCUGCUCCUUUCCCAGAUCGCUUCUCUUCCUUCAAACAAUGCUGUUUGAAGUUUUUUUUUCUUUUAAACUAACCAUUUUCCAGAACCAUUUUUACUAGAGUGUCUGCCAGAGUGUCCAAUGGCUGCGUUUGGGGGGGGGGUUGUUAGGCUCGGGGAAGCUUCUGCCUACUCCACCCUGGCCCCAGACAGGCUUCUCCGAGCCUGACGACAUGACGUGCAUUGUAAUGUCUCUCCAAAGGAGAACAACCUGGAACAUUUCCAGACGGUUUCCUGUAAAAGGUACUGUAGUGUGGCAUUACCGUCAGUCCUUUUUUAAUUUUUUUCCCCCCAGACUCACAACAGCAGAACCACACCAAAGACUCACUGCCUCUAUGGCUGGUGUGCUGUUCCUCUUAUACCGAGGAUCUAGUUUUCCUGACCCUGUAAUACAUAAACCAUCCCCUGACACAGAACUUUUUGUGUACAGUCAUUGGCAAUUGCUAGUAAAACCCUAAACAGGAUAAUAUAAAGUAUUUUAACGCUCCAUAUGCAUAAGCAGAAGUGUGGAAUGCCUGACCUCCUUCUGCCCAGUAAGCAGCACACCGUGGGAGCGGCACCAUCCUCUACAUUAUGUGUUGCUCGUUGCAGUAGCUUAGCCACACAGAGGCAAACAAGGCCGUGCAAAUCCCGUCCAGUCUCCCGUACUCAUGGGAUUUCUUUUUUUUUUUUUUCCAUAUUGUGGAUGUGCAGGUUCUCUGCCAUUGGCUAGGGGGUGCUGCAGCCCGGUUCUGUGGCUGGUUUUGGAAGUCAUAUCACUCACGUGAUCCAGCAGACGUAAAUGAUUUUGGUCAAAACGCAACAGGCCGAUCUUUGGUCAUGUCAGACCCAGGGUGGAGGAUGCAGGAGGAGGAAGCCCAGUUGUCUUCCUGGCUAAUGUCAGGACCUGUACUUCUUUACACUUAUAUUCAUUACUUUGCAGCAGCAAAAGUGAACAAAGUUUACCUGGCCACGGAGCCUGUUGGCAAAUGACAACAAUAAUCUGUGUACAGCUUUGUGAUUUAUUCCAAUAUAAAAAUUGGUAACAGGUUUACAUUUUUUUUAUUUUAUUUUAUUUUAGUUUGAUGUUUUUGAUUCAUUCCAAGUUAAGAAAUUGUGAUUUUUAAGGUGAUUGAGCGAAUGCCUGACUGACUCUCACUUUACACGCUGCCCAGUGUGACAUGAUUUAAAAGACCAUGAAACAUGAUUCUUGUUAUUGUUUAUUAAGAAUGGCAACAAACUCCAGAGUGUGUAGACUUUAAAAAUCUUACUCUUAAUCCUGCAUUCUUUGAAAAGAAAAACGCAGAACUAAAAUAAUGCUAGAGAGCACCAUUUGAACAGGAAGACACGGAACUAAAAUAACGUUAGCACCAUUUGAACAGGAAGACACAGAAAUAACAUUAGCACCAACGUAGCCGUAAGUCAGUCAUCUACAAAGGCAAGAGUCUCACACUCAGGUGUGACGAGCUUAAACUUGUGCGACCAGUAGUUCUAAAGUCUGAUGACUAGCUGAAUAUAUAAAGGUUGAAAUGGCUAGCUGUGUAUACAUUGCAAGUUUUGUGGCAGUUUUGAGGUGCUUUUUUUUUUUUUGUCAGUUUCCCCCAACUGCUGCCACGGCUCUCAGAUUUCUGAAGGUCCAGCUGAGAAGCCCUGACCUGGGAGGAUGACGGCCUCCACUCGGUCUAUGCAGCCUGCCAUCACAGUGCUACCAGACAGACUCCUACUCUCUAAAUAAGACCGUAUCAUACUCUCUUAAUGGAUCUCUCUCCCUCCAUCUCUCCUUUUAACACGUUCAUAUCUUUGCAGAAUGAAGUACUGUUCUUACUUAAGUUUUACUUCUGACUCUGUUCUUCUACCGGGCCCCUUGGUUAUUCGUAUCGUUUCUUUGUUUUAACCUCCUCACUGCCCUCAAUGCACUGUUCCAGCGAUACAGCCAAACUCAAAUUACAGUGUUACCUUUUUGGGUUUUUUUCUGUGCAUUUUGUUUUCCUGAAAUGUUAAUAAUGAUGAAAAUAAUAAAGAAAAAAUGAG